ACAAGCACAUGCUGAAAGCAGGAUGGCGCUUGAUAUGAGGAAAAAUCAAGAUGCACUUAUCAAGGCAUAUCGGGCUGUUGUGGACGACAAGUCGGAAACGGAUUGGGUGAUAUUUGGAUAUGAAGGUCAAUCAUCAACCCUCAAAUUAAUCGGAAAAGGAGAUGAGGGUAUUGGGGAGAUGGUGGAUGACUUGAAUAGUUCAAAGAUAAUGUAUGCUUAUUGUAAGGUGAUGGACCCAAACACCAACCUACCCAAGUAUGUCCUCAUCAAUUGGCAAGGGGAAGCUGCUCCAGAAUCGAUGAAGUUUAAAUGUGCCAAUCAUGUGCGGGAUGUAUCUGGCUUUCUCAAGCCAGUUCACGUGACGAUUCAGGCACGAAGCGAGGAUGAUGUGGAUGAAGACAUCAUUGUUGGCAAGGUUUCUAAGGCGUCAGGAGCCAACUACAGUAUCCAUGAUGAGAAACCUAAGAAACCAGUGAAGGAUGGCCCUGUGGGCUCGGUGUACAAAAGAGUGAACAUUGCCAAUGAAAUCAACACCAAGAAUCGUGACGAUUUCUGGGCUGAGGCAGAGAAAGAGGAACAAAAACGAAUAGCUGAGGAACGGAAAAAAAGUCUUAGUGAAAGACAUCGUGAUGUGGUGGAAAGGAAAGAAAGGGAGAAACAAGAGGCAGAGAAACGAGAGGCACAUGUACGUGAGCGCAUGAAGUCCAUCACGGAACAACGUAAGAUGGAGCGUCGUCUCAGCCAACAAGAUUCAGAAUCAGAGAAACAACAAUGGGAAAAAGAACAAGUAGUCGCAUAUAAAGAAGAAACAGAAAGAGGAAAACGAAGCGAAUUGGCGAGAAAGGAGCGUGCCGCAGAGGCAUCUAAAUUGACCACUAAUUCUGCAGCCAAUGCAAGAGCGUUGUUCCGUAGGAAAGAAUCUGAGAGUAUGGAUGAACCACCAUCACCAAACAGGAGAGGGCCUCCUCCUCCCCCUAAGAAACUGCGACAGCCAGCCUUCCUAAAUCAAGGCCAACAACAGCAAGAACCAAAAAAACCGAUUAAUUUACCGACGGAAAAUAUGGAUGACAAUGUCUUCUCACAGAAUCAGACACACAGGGAACCUUCACCUCCCCCACGGGAACCCUCACCUCCUCCUAGAGAACCAUCCCCUCCACCUCGGGAACCCUCUCCUCCACCUCGGGAACCCUCUCCUCCCCCACGUGAACCUUCCCCGCCCCCAAGGGAGCCUUCUCCGGAGCCUCAGCAGCCAGUGAUGAGGGAACCUUCUCCAACUCCCCAGCAACCGGUAAUGCGAGAGCCAUCACCUCCACCCCAGGUCACACAGCUCCCUAGGGGCCGAAACCUACUUGCUGAGGGACUGCCCAGGCGUCAGGAUUCCGACGAAGAAGAGGAGGAAAAAGAUGAUGAUUGGGAUGACAACGAAGAAAGUGCCCCUGUGGUUCCUUCAGUGCAUGCUGAUCAACCUCACUUUGAGGAAGGUGAGAUAGAGGCUUACCAACAAGAGGUGGAAGCACAGGAAGAAGCUCAGGUCGCAAAGAAUCAGGGACAGUGUGCACGGGCCCUUUAUGACUACCAAGCUUCGGAUGAGACUGAAAUAACCUUUGACCCGGAUGACAUUCUCACAAAUAUUGACCAAAUUGACCCUGGAUGGUGGAUGGGUACUGAUCCCUCAGGAAAACAUGGAAUGUUCCCAGCCAACUACGUUGAGCUCAUGUAGGCUUUCAUACAUUACCGUGUAAUUUUCAUCAGUGGUACGAGAAAAUGCAAACCAGAAAUUUGUGAUAGUCAGUUUCAAGCAAAAUACUGGAAGCAGAGGAGAUUCCAUCAGGAUAUACAUAUAAGGGAGUUCAGCAGUGUGUGAUUGAGUUCACUCACGAACAAUGAAUGCAUUUUUGCUGCGAAAGGAAUUGAGAUGAGUUACUAACACCUUCACUAUUUUUAAUUUGCCAUAAUAUGUAUCCAGAUUUGUUAGGCUUACCAGAAAAUUUUCUUUAAACCUCUGCCAGCAUAUUGUGACAAGCAGUCUUCAUACAUAGAAGCUAUGUAUUUUUAGCCAUUGAGAUGUACCUUAAAUUUAUCAAAGUACUUAACAAUUAAAUUCAUCCAAUCAGGAAUGUUAAUUGGUAAUUUUUAAUUAAUUAAAAAUAGAUUCAUUCAUAAAUUUUGUUAUUUAAACAAAUUGGCAAUUUAUCCACUCAGAAAUGUUAACAAUCAAUUUAUGAAUGAUGUGUACAAAUAUUUAGGAUAACUAGUGUUGACAUUGCUAUGUGAAACUUUUUAAGUAACAGAAUAAGUAUUAAACUUUUGAUAUGAAAUGUGAAAGGUUUUUACAUCAGAUGUCUCUAUUGCUGAUAUAUAUAACCUGUUAUAAAUUAAGUAUAGGAAGAAUACUUGUCAGGGUUAUUGGUACGCGGAGAUAAGUAUAGGAAGUGUCAGGGUUAUUGGUACGCUGAGAUAAGUAUAGGGAGUGUCAGGGUUAUUGGUACGCUGAGAUAAGUAUAGGGAGAAUAUACUUGUGUCAGGGUUAUUGGUACGCUGAGAUAAGUAUAGGGAGAAUAUACUUGUGUCAGGGUUAUUGGUACGCUGAGAUAAGUAUAGGAAGUGUCAGGGUUAUUGGUACGCUGAGAUAAGUAUAGGGAGAAUAUACUUGUGUCAGGGUUAUUGGUACGCUGAGAUAAGUAUAGGAAGUGUCAGGGUUAUUGGUACGAUGAGAUAAGUAUAGGGAGAAUAUACUUGUGUCAGGGUUAUUGGUACGCUGAGAUAAGUAUAGGAAGUGUCAGGGUUAUUGGUACGCUGAGAUAAGUAUAGGGAGAAUAUACUUGUGUCAGGGUUAUUGGUACGCUGAGAUAAGUAUAGGAAGUGUCAGGGUUAUUGGUACGCUGAGAUAAGUAUAGGGAGAAUAUACUUGUGUCAGGGUUAUUGGUACGCUGAGAUAAGUAUAGGGAGAAUAUACUUGUGUCAGGGUUAUUGGUACGCUGAGAUAAGUAUAGGGAGUGUCAGGGUUAUUGGUACGCUGAGAUAAGUAUAGGGAGAAUAUACUUGUGUCAGGGUUAUUGGUACGCUGAGAUAAGUAUAGGAAGUGUCAGGGUUAUUGGUACGCGGAGAUAAGUAUAGGGAGAAUAUACUUGUGUCCGGGUUAUUGGUACGCUGAGAUAAGUAUAGGAAGUGUCAGGGUUAUUGGUACGCGGAGAUAAGUAUAGGGAGUGUCAGGGUUAUUGGUACGCUGAGAUAAGUAUAGGGAGAAUAUACUUGUGUCAGGGUUAUUGGUACGCUGAGAUAAGUAUAGGAAGUGUCAGGGUUAUUGGUACGCUGAGAUAAGUAUAGGGAGAAUAUACUUGUGUCAGGGUUAUUGGUACACGGAGAUAAGUAUAGGAAGUGUCAGGGUUAUUGGUACGCUGAGAUAAGUAUAGGGAGAAUAUACUUGUGUCAGGGUUAUUGGUACACGGAGAUAAGUAUAGGAAGUGUCGGGGUUAUUGGUACGCUGAGAUAAGUAUACUUGUGUCAGGGUUAUUGGUACGCUGAGAUAAGUAUAGGGAGAAUAUACUUGUGUCAGGGUUAUUGGUACGCUGAGAUAAGUAUAGGAAGUGUCAGGGUUAUUGGUACGCGGAGAUAAGUAUAGGGAGAAUAUACUUGUGUCAGGGUUAUUGGUACGCUGAGAUAAGUAUAGGAAGUGUCAGGGUUAUUGGUACGCUGAGAUAAGUAUAGGGAGAAUAUACUUGUGUCAGGGUUAUUGGUACGCGGAGAUAAGUAUAGGAAGUGUCCGGGUUAUUGGUACGCUGAGAUAAGUAUAGGGAGAAUAUACUUGUGUCAGGGUUAUUGGUACGCGGAGAUAAGUAUAGGAAGUGUCAGGGUUAUUGGUACGAUGAGAUAAGUAUAGGGAGAAUAUACUUGUGUCAGGGUUAUUGGUACGCUGAGAUAAGUAUAGGAAGUGUCAGGGUUAUUGGUACGCUGAGAUAAGUAUAGGAAGUGUCAGGGUUAUUGGUACGAUGAGAUAAGUAUAGGAAGUGUCAGGGUUAUUGGUACGCUGAGAUAAGUAUAGGGAGAAUAUACUUGUGUCAGGGUUAUUGGUACGCGGAGAUAAGUAUAGGAAGUGUCAGGGUUAUUGGUACGCUGAGAUAAGUAUAGGAAGUGUCAGGGUUAUUGGUACGCGGAGAUAAGUAUAGGAAGUGUCAGGGUUAUUGGUACGCGGAGAUAAGUAUAGGGAGAAUAUACUUGUGUCAGGGUUAUUGGUACGCUGAGAUAAGUAUAGGGAGAAUAUACUUGUGUCAGGGUUAUUGGUACGCGGAGAUAAGUAUAGGAAGUGUCAGGGUUAUUGGUACGCUGAGAUAAGUAUAGGAAGUGUCAGGGUUAUUGGUACGCGGAGAUAAGUAUAGGAAGUGUCAGGGUUAUUGGUACGCGGAGAUAAGUAUAGGGAGAAUAUACUUGUGUCAGGGUUAUUGGUACGCUGAGAUAAGUAUAGGAAGUGUCAGGGUUAUUGGUACGCGGAGAUAAGUAUAGGAAGUGUCAGGGUUAUUGGUACGCGGAGAUAAGUAUAGGGAGAAUAUACUUGUGUCAGGGUUAUUGGUACGCUGAGAUAAGUAUAGGAAGUGUCAGGGUUAUUGGUACGCGGAGAUAAGUAUAGGAAGUGUCAGGGUUAUUGGUACGCGGAGAUAAGUAUAGGGAGAAUAUACUUGUGUCAGGGUUAUUGGUACGCGGAGAUAAGUAUAGGAAGUGUCAGGGUUAUUGGUACGCUGAGAUAAGUAUAGGGAGAAUAUACUUGUGUCAGGGUUAUUGGUACGCGGAGAUAAGUAUAGGAAGUGUCAGGGUUAUUGGUACGCUGAGAUAAGUAUAGGGAGAAUAUACUUGUGUCAGGGUUAUUGGUACGCUGAGAUAAGUAUAGGGAGAAUAUACUUGUGUCAGGGUUAUUGGUACACAGUGGUUUGUAUAGGUUUUAGAUUUAAAACUCAUAUAUUCAGCUGUCAGCAUUUUAUAUAUUUAUAGAGAUAAGGAUGUUGUUUUAUGUUUGUUUGUUUUUCUUUCGUUUUCAUCUGCCAGCAUUUUUCUAUAUAUAAAACUAAACUAGAAGUGAUAUGGUGAUAUGAUAAUUUUAAUAGGUCUAAUACUGUUGUACCGGUCAUAUACUUCCAGGGGCCGCGGUGGCCGAGUGGUUAAGGUGUCCCGACACUUUAACACUAGCCCUCCACCUCUGGGUUGCGUGUUCGAAACCUACGUGGGACAGUUGCCAGGUACUGACUGUAGGUCGGUGGUUUUUCUCUGGGUACUCCGGCUUUCCUCCACCUCCAAAAUCUGGCACAUCCUUAAAUGACCCUGGCUGUUAAUAGGAGGUUAAACAAAAACAAACCAAACUUCCCAAAUAUAGCCCCCAAAUGUAGCCUUUAUUCCACAUUUUACUUUUUAGUGAAGUGUACAAUCAUGUCAAGUAUUAUAUUGUUUUUUUUGCGAUUAUGAAUCCAGAUCUUUAGUGGUAUCACAAUUGGGAAAUAAAUCAAACAAAAGAGUACAUUCAAAACAGACAGUUCUGAUAUAUGCAUUCAUAUUUUCGAGCCUUGAACCUGAAUGAUUGUCAUCGGACUCCAGAUUCUGGUUUGCACGAUACUUUUGAAAACAGUUACUAUUUUAGAGUUAAGUUCAUGCAAGACGUUUUUUAUGCUAUAUUUUAAAAUGGGGUGGAAGGGUGUUUGCUGUAAAGAAAAAUAGUGAUCAAAUUACGGUAAAGUUAUGUUUUGUCAGGAUAUGGAGACAUUUGUGUAAUUAUUUAGAAGAUUCUGUUUGAAUAUUCUUGACCUUUUCAGUAAUGCUAUACUCAUUUUGUUUAUGAAAUACUUUUUUGACAAGUUUAAGUUUUGUUAUCAUGUUAAACUGCCUGGAUGCAGUCUUGUCAUUGUUUCUGUCCUACUGUAAUCCAAUUUACGAAUGUGUUCGUAGAUCUAUUUUAGAUUUCACUGAUGUCUAACUCCUUUAUUGUAAUACUUGGGAUUCUGUGAUUAUUUUGAUUGUGCACUAGUUUUAUACAUUGGUUCACUUUAUAUGUAAAUUCAAGUCCCAUUUGUUAAAAAGAAAAAAAAACUCUAGCAAAAAAAACGUAUUUCAUAGUUAAUAAUUAAGAAGUUAAGAGAGAAAUCGCAUUAAAUAUUUUUUUUGUUAUGUACUACACCAGUAGCUUGAAGUAUUAAAUAUAUUUGUAAGUUUGUAUUGGUAAUAGUUCUAAAUGCAAUGUUCAGUUGUCCAUGACUUACUGUUUGUGGCUCACAUGGUGUCUGGUGUAUAGGUCCGUUUGUUGCUAGAUUUCAGAUGAAAAUGUACUUAGAUCGUAGGUGAAAUUUUCACUGGGUUAAAUGUAAAAAUAUCCAAGUGUACCAAUUAACUAAUGGAUUUACCUGGAUAAUUGUUACCUGUGAAUGUUGCAUAUCAUUUCUACUUGCCAACAUGAUUAUUUGCCAUUUGCAGGGAUCUGUUUUCAGACUCAAGGAUGUAUGUAAAGUUGUUGUAUAAGAUAAGGCAAUGUUCUCAUGUGUUGUUCACCUAUCAAAUACUUAAAACUAUUUGAUGUUCAUAGCUGGAAAACAUUGAAUUGGUGCAUAUUUUUUCAUUGUAACAUAGAAAUGACUUUGAUAUUUAAGAUAAACAAACAAUAAUUAAUACUGUUGAUUUCCAGGGAUAUACACAUCUUUUCUGUUAACUGUAUAUAUAUAUAUAUACAGGUAAAACUUCAAUGUCCACAGGAUCGUGAAAAAAACUAUCCUGGCCGUUAAGUGAUAUGUGUACCUGUAAAUACAAAUUCUGUCAAGUCAGAGAAAUUUCAAUAGGAAGAUAUUUAGGUAUAUGUCAUGCAUUAUAGAUGUGAUUCUGCUAUAACCUGGUAUGAAUCCAUCUAAUGCUGUGACAAAUUAAGAAAAUAUGGUUGUUUUCCCCAGGGAUUCAAAAACUGUAGCUGUAAUAAGGCCAUUUAAAGGUACAUAUUCCCCAAAGUCAUUGCUGGAAUUUCUUUCUUCAAAUUGUCUGUGUGAAAGAGUGUCUCUUAUCUUUUCAACAAAUUAUGAAGUCUGAAUGUUUAGACUCUCACAACAGUGAAAACAAGGUCAAAAUGUGAUGUCGUCAUAAUAUACAGCAUGUCAUAUGAUGUAAUACCACUCCAUCUUUUCAAUGUCGUGUAAGGUUAAAAGAUUAUGUACACCAAACUUUAAAUAGCUCCAUUUUACACGUACAGGCCUAGAUAUGAUAGAAUGUUUCCUUUUAUUUGACUGUCAUACAUAUCAUGCAUUAAAUACAACGUGUGGAUGAUACAGAAAACAGAUCAUUUUAUUCAAAAGAGGUCAUAACUGUGACCACCAAAAUACGAAAGACCAUGCUACUAGCGAAUGUAUUUCAUGAAUAUAUUCAUUUUAUUUUUAUCUUUCAUUGCUCACAUCAACUCCAGGAUAAGAUAUAAAAAAAAUGCUGUUGAAAUUUUCAUUCAUUGAAAUAAUAGUGCGAUGCAUGUAGGCUGUAGUACACAACGUUUGUGAGCAGUAUUUGUGUUGAUUAUAUAUUUAUAUAAAUAUUAUUUUAUACAAUUUUAUUUUGUAUAUUGUGUUUGAGUUAUGGUUGUUAGCUUCAUAGAGCUUCAUUUAGAUUUAGAUUUUUUUUUUUUAAACAAAUAACUUUCAGUAAUGUUUACGUACUAUACCUGUUAUGUAGUUGGUUUUCAUUUACUAGCUUCAAAUGAAAAGAAAGGUUGAAUGAAGGCAAGGAGAUUGAAAAAGAUUGAAAGAAGAAAUGAAAUGUUAUCUUUUCUUUUAAUAGAAAUAUCUUUUGUGAAUUAUUUGGGCAAUUCUUGUGGAUGAUAAAACAAAUUUAGUUGAUAAAUCAUUUAAAUGAUGUAUAUAUACUACAUUCCAUUGAAGACUUGUGAUUUCUCAUCUCAAUACAAUAGUCAACUUCAUUUACAAAUCUCAAAUAAAUAAAACUUAUCUCGAGACAAACUCCUAGAACAUUGAAGUGUUAUUAUUUAAUAGAGGAUUUUUGGUUGUCAAUGUAAGAUAACGUCAGGAGGUUGUACCUGUAGUAAUGGCUGACAUUGAUUCUCGACUGUCGUUUAGUUGAUUUGUCGGGUGUGUCCUUGCGAUCUGCCAUUGUAUUUGACUUUCUACUGAGGCGGCGCCAGUGUAAAAUGGUUGACAUCUGUAUCAAGGUCAAGGUUGCCCAUUACAUGAUGAAGGGGAAUUUGAAAGAUAAUUCUCCUUCUAAGAAUAUCAUUCACAUGGGACAAAUUAUUCUAUAGCAUAGGUUUAACUAAUAUGUACAUUUGAUAUUAAAACAUAGGUUAAUUGACCUCACUGGCUAACACAAUGUCUCACAAAACUGAUUAGAAAACCACAUUACAUCUAUUUAUUAACAUAGCAAAUUAUUUAAUUAAUGUUCCUAUAAUAAAAAUCCCUAUAAGCAAAAUAAGAAAAAAUUCCUAAAAAGAAAAUUUAAUAUGAAAAAUUUGGUACCAAAUAUAAUAUAUAGCAAGUUAAAAGAAGAAUAUGAGAGAUAGAUGUUUGUUUGACAACUAUCACGUGAAGAAUUUUGUUUUGUAUAUUGCCAAUUCUUGUUUUGUAUACUUGUAUACCUAUGCAAGCUUUUUAGUUUGUUUUAUGCAUGCUAGAUAUUUUUAAUGCAUUCUAUACCGGUCAGACCGUGGAAUAGUAUUAUUUUUGUUGUAAUGUUAGUUGUAAGUGCUAGGAUCCCCGGAAUAUCUAUAUAUACAUAAAGGGUGCAUUGAUAUGUAUUACAAUUAUUCUUGAAAUAGAAUUAUCAAACUCCAUUUAGAUUAUGGCUCAAAUGUAAUGCGCUUUUUUAUGUUGUAGGCCGAGGUUUUUAAAAUAAACCAUAUUACUGUUUCUGUUCCGUUCUUGACCAAUUUUGCGCUAGUCUAUGCUGUUAUUAAAUCAGAUGUAAAGUUAUAAAUGAUACACCAUUACCACCCUGCUUGAAUCCCUGUGCUUAAAUGAGACUGAAGACUCAUUAUUUUGUCAAUUUUACACUAAUCGAACAAGAUUUGCUAAUGCUUCGACAGUUUCCUCAACUACUUAGAGAUUCUAUGUUACACCUGGUUCGCUGUUAACAGGUAUAUUAUUGCUGAUAUGAUAUUCUGAUAAGUAAUAAAGAAUAGAUUCCUUUAAUGGAUUCUCACAACAUU
Messenger RNA from Pecten maximus, 9166 nucleotides. Its product is annotated as drebrin-like protein B. Gene Ontology annotation, cellular component: actin filament; dendrite; plasma membrane. The coding region runs from base 23 to 1720 and encodes 565 amino acids. Gene Ontology annotation, biological process: positive regulation of dendritic spine morphogenesis; neuron projection morphogenesis; postsynaptic actin cytoskeleton organization. The transcript has 13 exons. The record is from RefSeq and is a predicted model, not a curated record. Gene Ontology annotation, molecular function: actin filament binding. Lineage: Eukaryota; Metazoa; Mollusca; Bivalvia; Pectinida; Pectinidae.